Vigna radiata var. radiata (mung bean) is the source of this 1110-nucleotide messenger RNA. Its product is annotated as ethylene-responsive transcription factor 4. Lineage: Eukaryota; Viridiplantae; Streptophyta; Magnoliopsida; Fabales; Fabaceae. Gene Ontology annotation, molecular function: DNA binding; DNA-binding transcription factor activity. The transcript has a single exon. Bases 108 to 767 code for a protein of 219 amino acids. Gene Ontology annotation, biological process: regulation of DNA-templated transcription. The record is from RefSeq and is a predicted model, not a curated record.
AAACGCACCUGCUCCCUCCUACUCCCCUGCAUCAUCCAUCAUCUAUGCUCUUCCUUUUCUCUCUUUCCUCUCCUACUCUCAAAAUAAACCCAAAUUAAAUUCACUCCAUGGCCCCCAGGGACAAGACCACUGCCGUUAAGGUUAACACUAACGCUAACGCCGCCGGAGUCAAGGAGGUGCAUUUUCGGGGAGUCAGGAAGAGACCCUGGGGAAGAUACGCCGCCGAGAUCAGAGAUCCCGGCAAGAAGAGCCGCGUUUGGCUAGGCACCUUCGACACGGCGGAGGAGGCGGCGCGUGCCUACGACGCCGCUGCUCGGGAGUUUCGCGGCCCCAAGGCCAAGACUAAUUUCCCUCCUCCAUCCGAUAGUAAUGUCAAGAACGCCAGCCCCAGCCAGAGCAGCACCGUCGAGUCUUCCAGUCGUGACCGCGAUGUCGCCGCCGAUUCUUCCCCUCUGGACCUCAACCUUGCCCCGGCCGCCGUCUCCGCUGCCCGCUUCCCUUUCCAGCACCAGUUCCCCAUUUUUCCUCCUGCCAACCAGGUUUUGUACUUGGAUGCUGUCAUGCGCGCCGGUUUGGGCGGCCCGCGUGGGUUUGGGUUUGGCUACAAUCAGCAUCCCGUUGCGGCGAGCGAGUUCCACGCGACGACCAGCGACUCGGACUCAUCCUCCGUGAUCGAUCUGAACCACAACGAAGGCGAUGUGAAGGGGAGCGGUUCCAGAAUUUUCGAUCUCGACCUUAAUAACCCUCCUCCACAGGAGAUGGCCUGAUCCGGAAUCUGACACACCGUUGAGUUUUAUUUUUGUUUUUUUUUUAAUUUUUAAUUUUGUUUUUCGGAUUAUGAAUUUCUCUUUAGUUUUUUUUAUAAGUAGAGAAAAUAGCAGCGUCCGAUAACCUAAAAUAACAGGAAAGAAAGGAAUGGCACUAUGUGAAUAGGUAGGCGAUAUGAUUGUAUUUUUUGCGACAGAUGAAGAACCGAAGCGUCGGUUUGAUGCUGUCGUUUCUUAAUUGAGGAAACGGUUAUUAUUAUUUUGGUUUUGAUUAGUAGUGAGUAGUAUUGUGUAAGGUGUAAUGUUGUUGGUUAAAUGAAUUUAACAGCAAAGUUUUGAUUGU